AUGAAUGAGAUUGUCAUACGGAAAACAGAUUUGUCUACUCUUCCGCCGAUCAUCAGUGCUAUUGAGAUUUAUCAGAUCAAUGAGUUUCUUCAGUUACCAACAUAUCAACAAGAUGUUGAUGCCAUGAUGAAGAUUAAGUUGAAGUAUGGAGUGAAGAAGAAGAACUGGCAAGGAGAUCCAUGUGUUCCAGUGGAGUAUUCUUGGGAAGGUCUUGAAUGUCUCCACAGUGAUAACAAUACUUCUCCAAGACUCAUUUCUCUGAACUUUACCUCUAGUUCAUUGACUGGAGAGAUUGAUCCAGAUUUCUCCAAACUAACAUCAAUAAAAAAAUUGGACUUAUCAAACAAUAGCUUAAUGGGAACAGUACCUGACUUCCUCUCCAGUUUAUUAAACUUGACUGAACUAAACUUGGAAGGAAACAAGUUAACUGGUUCCAUUCCAGCUAAACUGUUGGAGAGCUAA
Molecule: messenger RNA, 462 nt
Organism: Eruca vesicaria subsp. sativa (arugula)
Lineage: Eukaryota; Viridiplantae; Streptophyta; Magnoliopsida; Brassicales; Brassicaceae
Source: the annotation of a GenBank genome assembly